AUGAUACUUUUAUUAAUUCUAGCUUUUUAUUUAUUCAUAGUUAAAGAGGAGUAUUACAUAUUUAAAGUGAAUUAUACUUAUGGAUUUUUUUUUUUAUCUUUACAAUUUUUCGUGCUGAGUAAUACUUGCAUUUCAGAAGAUCCGAUAGCAAAAGAAAUCCUUGAUUCAUAUAAUCUUUUAUAUGUCAAUAGUUAUGAACAACCUAAUUUAUUAAAUACAGUAAACGCAGGAAUUAAUGAGAGAUAUGCAGUUAAUGAAGAUUUAAAUUCUCCCUUUAAUUUAGAACAUCUUCCUGAUAUUUCUAAAAUAUUUUCUAUUGAUUCUUUUUUAGAAGGUCUCAAUAUUAAUUUCAACAAUGAACAUCAAAACAGUGGAACUUCAGUGGAAAGCACUAAAGAAAAUGUAGAAGAAAAAGCGAAAAAGCAAGAAAUUUGCAAACAAAAAGGCGACAAUAUAGUAGAUAUAUCGUGUGGAAGUAGUGAGCAUACUCUAAAUUAUAGGAUUAGUUCAGGUGGUAUCAUUGAUCACAUGAAUGUUGAUCAUGAACAACCAAAUAUAAUGGAUCCAAGUGAAAGAAUGGCUCAAUACUUUCCUGUAUGCCGAACAUAUAAUAGAGAAGAAGAUAAUGUGAAUGAGGAAAUUUUCUCGCAUAAUGUUUCCUCUAAUUUACUUACAAAUAAUAGAUAUUUAAAUAAUAUUAAUCAUAAUGGUGAAGUUUUGAGACCUACAAUAGGUACACAAAACACACAAGAUAAAUGUACUGAUGAUUUUAAUGGUAUUGAUCUUAGUCUCCUAGAACCUCUUGGAGAUCUAAAAGAAUCAUUAAAUUCAUUUAUUAAGAGUUAUAUUACAAGCAAUUCCCCUUGUGAGCAAUUCAAUAUGACCAAUCCAAUUGAGAGGAAAGAUCAAGAAAUUGAAUUAAAUUGUAGUAAAGAAAGAAAAAAUAAUGAUAGCCAUGAAAGUACUUCAGAUAAUGCAAACAGUGAACCAGUAGUCAACAAAAAUACGCAUAAAUAUUUUAAAAGUUUUCUUCAUUCUAUUACGAAUAAUGUUUUUAAAAUGGAGGCUAAAUAUAUUUCAAAUGAAGUACUUCCAAAUUUAGAUAUAAUAUUGUAUUCUUUAAAAGAUAGUUAUGAUAGCAUUAAUGGAGCAUUUACUAGAGAGAUACAACCACUUAAAAUUCUUAUAAACGAAGAACUCGAAAAAUUCGAUUUGCAUAUAUCAUUGGAAUUGGAAAAAAAUUUUACUAAUUCUUCUGAUUAUUUAGAUGAUCAAUCAAUAAAUAAAUAUUAUAAAUAUAAUUCACUGAAAAAUAAUACAUCUUUUGUAAUUAAUAAAGAAAAAGAACUACUUGCAGUUAUAAAGAGUUCCUUAAAAACUUAUGAAAUGUUAAUAGAAAAACUUGAAACUUUGGAAAAAGUUGUUUCUAAUUUAAGAAUGAUUUUAAAUAGUUUAAGUUAUAAUAGUAUUUUUUCUUGUAACCUAUCAUUUUUGAAUUUUGAAGAUAUAUAUUAUAUUAUAGAUGUGUUUAAACUCAUUGACAAUUUACUAGAAAAGGCUGAAUCAUCAACUAAAAGAGGAUGUUUAAAUCUAAGAAAAAAGGAGAUACGUGGUGUCCAAAGAUAUUUGACUAAAAUUAACAUUAUUUUACAUAGAUCUUUUUAUUCACUCGGUCGUACCUUCGUAAAAUUCUUUAGUUUUAUUAAAUAUUCGAAAGAAGAUAAUAUUCUGCUAAUGAAAUACCUUUUUUAUUUCUUUAAUAAAGAACAUAAAAUGUUGAUGGAAGAUAUGAAAAAAAUUAUGAAUAAACAUAGUGAUGUAUAUGCAACAAAAAUGACUUAUGAUUUUAUAUUAACACAAAUGAAAAAUUAUUCAGAAUAUCGUACAUAUGCUAAUAAGUUUUUUAAUAUAAAUAUUAAUGAAAAUGAAUUGGAUAAUAAUAGUUUACAAGUAAUUAUGGAAAACGGAUUAUCAUUAAAUGGACUACAAUAUUCCUUAGGAAGAAUAAAAAAAUUAAUAGGAAUAUUAUCUUUAAAAAACCAAAUAGUAUCGAUCAGAGAUAUAUUAACUUCGUUAAGCAAAAUUAAUUUUCAUGAGCGAAAACAUUCCCCACGAAUAAAAUAUAAAAUAUUAUGUAAAGAUAUGGAAAUGAAUUUACUGAAAGAUUUAAAAGACUUCAAAGAUAUAUAUGAAGAAGCUAAACUAAAUAUAAAAUCUAUUUAUUCUUUGAGAUAUGCAGAAGUAAAAAUUUCUGAUGCUGAAAUUCAAAUAUUACGGAAAAAAAAACAAAUAGAAAAACUUAUAAAUGGUAUUACUUCGGCUAAGAAUUUAAUUAAUGACAAAAUUCUUAAUUCAAAUGCUUAUGAACAAGUUAAGGCCAUUAGAGAAUAUAUUCUCCUAUCCAAAGUAUUUUUUAUUAAGAAAACUCUAGAAGCAUAUUAA
Molecule: messenger RNA, 2442 nt
Organism: Plasmodium relictum
Lineage: Eukaryota; Apicomplexa; Aconoidasida; Haemosporida; Plasmodiidae
Exons: 6
Coding region: 1-2442 (813 amino acids)
Source: RefSeq, a predicted model, not a curated record